AUGGCCGAGGAUUGGGACUUGGUGGUCGUAGGCGCCGGCUGGUUUGGCCUGGCAGCCGCAAAAGUAUAUCAUGAGCUUCAUCCCGAGGAGUGUUUGCUUGUCACAGAAGCGGAAAACAGCUGUGGUGGCACCUGGGGCGCCGGACGAAUCUAUCCUGGCUUGAAGUCUAAUAAUUUAUAUGGCACGUAUGAAUACCCGGACAUGCCAAUGAAUGAAGCCAUCUACGGGGUCAAGUUUGGAGAGCACAUUCCUGGCGGCGUGCUUCAUCAGUAUCUGACAGACUGGGCCAAGAAGCACAACUUCUUCGACCUGAUCCCCUUCAACACACGGGUUGUGGAGCUUGAACCUGUUGGUCAGGGUUGGAAGUUGAAGCUGGACAACUCGCAAAAGGGCGAGUACUCGCUAACAACCAAGAAAAUCAUUCUUGCCACCGGCCUGACCUCAACGCCUAACUUUCCCCAGUACAAGGGUCUUGAGCAGUUUCGAGGCCCUUUCUUCCACGCCAAAGUCUUUUGCCGCCUGGGCGAUACGGCCAACACUGCGAAAACCGUGACAGUCGUAGGUGCUGCCAAGUCCGCGUACGAUGUCGCUUGGGCGUAUGUCAAUGCCGGAGCCACUGUUGACCUGGUCAUUCGACCAACCGGCAACGGACCAGUCUGGGUAGCGCCUCCGUGGGUAAUGGGUGGAACCAAGAGGCUCGAGAAGCUGCUGCACCUCCGAUAG
Messenger RNA from Cyphellophora europaea CBS 101466, 723 nucleotides. RefSeq lists its product as uncharacterized. The transcript is spliced from 2 exons. Bases 1 to 723 code for a protein of 240 amino acids. Lineage: Eukaryota; Fungi; Ascomycota; Eurotiomycetes; Chaetothyriales; Cyphellophoraceae. Gene Ontology annotation, molecular function: flavin adenine dinucleotide binding; monooxygenase activity. The record is from RefSeq and is a predicted model, not a curated record.